GUUUAAUAAUAUUGUUUGUAAAAACCUUAACCUUCGAGUCCUUGCCACCAUUGACAACGUCCCACGACCCACCCGCUGCCACUUCGGACUUUAGUUGUUUCCUCUUCACGAGUCUCGCCUGCCGACAUACCGCCACCGUGCUGCGCCAGGCUGCACCGCUGCACACCCCCAGGCACUAGUGCACCACCUUCAAUUGACUCUAAAUCUCUAAUUUUAGGGAAAGGGUUUGAUUGAGGGAAAUGGAAGCUGCUCAGGUAAAUAUCUCAAAUGCUUUUGAAGAUGAUGCGGUGUUUAAUGGCAUUGGUGGUCAAUUAAUUGAAGCAUCAAUUUUUCAACCAUUUGGUGUAUCAAGUUCAGGAAUCUGCACUGACGUAGUGCCAGCCUCAUUUGAGAACAAGCUGAAAAGUAAUCCCGGGAAUGGGCAUCUGCAAGACUCUUCUAAGCAUUUCAUUGGUAGUAGUGACCCGAGGGUGCAAGUUCCAGCAUCUACUCCUGGUGUCUCAAAUUGUUAUGUAUUCAAGAGUCGGCUGCAGGAAUAUGCCCAAAAAGUUGGGUUGCCAACGCCUGUGUAUGAGACCAUUAAAGAAGGCCCUUCGCAUGAGCCUUCUUUCAGGUCAACUGUGGUGGUAGGUGGUGCCAGAUAUGACUCUUUGCUCGGGUUCUUCAAUCGUAAGGCAGCAGAGCAAUCUGCAGCUGAAGUUGCUCUAAUGGAAUUAUCAAAGAGUGGGGAGAAAAAAGAUUCCAUCAGCGUUCCUGUGCAUGAGACUGGUUUAUGCAAGAAUUUGCUCCAGGAGUAUGCACAAAAAAUGAAUUAUGCAAUUCCUACAUAUGUAUGUCGGAAGGAUGACACCUCUGGUAGGACAGCACUCUUUUCGUGUACAGUUGAGAUUGGCCCCAUUCAGUAUAUUGGUGCAGCAGCAAGAACCAAAAAAGAAGCGGAGAUAAAAGCUGCAAGGACUGCCCUACUUUCAAUUCGGUCAAGUGGUGCUGCUGGAGAUCAGAAUCUUGAAGGUAAACGCCAGUAUACAGUAGUCCCAUGCAAAAGAAAGAUGCCAGAAACUGCUCCUUGUCAAGUGAAGACUGUAAAAGUAAAGAAGCCCAAGAAACCCCGCUUUAAGAAGAGGACUUUACGGAAGGAAAUGCAACCUGGUCAUCAUACUCAAACUGGGACUAUGGGUAGUUUGCUAAGUAAUAAUACAGGUAAUUCAAUUUCCGUUCACGUGUCAAAUGAUGGAAAAGCAAGUUCAGAUCUGGAAAGCGGGCCUUCCAAGUGUAACCUACUUGAUGGAGUUGUAUCUGUUGUCAAAGAAGAUUUGGGCCCACAGGUCGGUUUAGUUGCCUGCAGUCAAACUCAAGUGACUGCUUCUAGCAUUCAACCAGAUGAUUGUAAAAACACUCCUUUAGAGCAUGUGGUGCUAGUAGCUGAUGCAAGUAGUACUCAUAAAGAAAAUAACAAUCAGUGUGCACGAAGUCAUACCCGGGAAGACUUCACUCUAUUUCAGUGAGUCAGAUUCAUCUUCCGGUUCUAAGAUUAGACAGGAAGUUCUGACUACCGCAGUGGUGAAUGAAGAAAACAAUGUGCCCACAACCAUACCAUCAGACUAAGAUUGAAUUUUGACGUAAUCGGUGUUGGCCUCUGGAGAUGACCCGUAGACUGAGCAGAGUAAGGUUUUUUGCCUGUGGUUCAACAAGUCAAGUUAAAAAUACUAAAGACAGAUGUUGAAUUUUAAAACAGCCAUCUGCUGCAGUAAUGUAAGUAGUAGUAGUUUUAGAUUAAACUGUGAAUGCUGGUUCUUGCAGUUGCCAGCUGAGUUUUUAUUUUAAAAUAUGGGUGCUAAUCAUCCAAGGCUUUACUCUUCUGUACAACGUAUCAACGUGGUCUUGUCAUCUUGUUCUAUUUUUAAUUGUUACUUUUUCAUUUUAUUUUGGGAACCCAAAACCCCCACCCCCACAAAAUAAAGGAAAAAGGUAAAA
Molecule: messenger RNA, 1974 nt
Organism: Amaranthus tricolor (Joseph's coat)
Lineage: Eukaryota; Viridiplantae; Streptophyta; Magnoliopsida; Caryophyllales; Amaranthaceae
Product: double-stranded RNA-binding protein 3-like
Exons: 5
Coding region: 240-1505 (421 amino acids)
Biological process (GO): rRNA processing; regulation of gene expression
Cellular component (GO): nucleus
Molecular function (GO): ribonuclease III activity; double-stranded RNA binding
Source: RefSeq, a predicted model, not a curated record